AGGUAAAUAUAAGUUUCUUAAAUUCAUUUUCAAUCCUUUGUUAUACAGAAAUAUAUGUUAACAUCGAUCUUCACUGUGCAUAUUUAUGAUAUCACAGAGACGCAAGGAGAAGUUAAAUGGAGAGAAAAAAGGAGACCCGUAACGGAAGAUUGAGGCGCAACAGCAGGUUUAAGAGGACUCUGAGGAGGAUGAAAGCCAGAGCGGCUGCUGCCAAGGUGGAGAUAACCCAAGUGAGAGAGGAAACGGCGGGAAUGGUUGCUGCAAUGGGGGAUCUCAAACGCGAGAUCAAGCUGUUGAAGCCAGCGCUCUGCCAGCAUUCUGAAGACAUGCUUCUUAUCUCAGAAGCAGUGGACAGUGUUACCCAGAUUAUACUUCAGCUUUAAUUAGCGAAGGACACAAAAAAACCAGUUAUUUUGCUUUGAUGUUUUUUUGAGUCAAGGAUUUAAUCCUCUAUGAUGGUUAGACCAAUAAACCAGUGUUACCCAU
Rubroshorea leprosula is the source of this 486-nucleotide messenger RNA. Lineage: Eukaryota; Viridiplantae; Streptophyta; Magnoliopsida; Malvales; Dipterocarpaceae. The record is from the annotation of a GenBank genome assembly.